Molecule: messenger RNA, 1902 nt
Organism: Amaranthus tricolor (Joseph's coat)
Lineage: Eukaryota; Viridiplantae; Streptophyta; Magnoliopsida; Caryophyllales; Amaranthaceae
Product: aldehyde dehydrogenase family 3 member H1
Exons: 10
Coding region: 187-1674 (495 amino acids)
Biological process (GO): aldehyde metabolic process
Cellular component (GO): cytoplasm
Molecular function (GO): aldehyde dehydrogenase (NAD+) activity
Source: RefSeq, a predicted model, not a curated record
CUUUGAUUGCCACGUGCAUUUCACUCACCAUACGCCAUUAUCAAAAGCCCCCUCUUAUUUCUUCGUGGUUCGUGCCUUCUCAGUUCUCAAUCCAGCAAAUUUGGGUCACCUCACUCAUCUCACUCCCUCCGAUUCUUCCCUUGUCCAAAUCUUUGUUUGUUACUCAAAUCUUGACGUUUACUAUCAAUGGAGGUUACGACGAAUUUUAGCGAUGAAGAUGCGGCGGCAAUGGUGGCGGAGCUUCGAGGUACUUUUACGAGUGGAAAAACUAGGAGUUAUGAAUGGAGAAUUAGUCAAUUGAAAGGGAUUUUGAAAAUGAUGGAAGAUAAUGAGAACGAGAUCGUUGAUGCUCUUCGUUCUGAUCUUAAUAAACCAGCUUUUGAAUCCGUCUUAUAUGAGAUUUCAAUGUUAAAGUCCUCGUGUAAAGUGGCACUUACAGAGUUGAAGCAUUGGAUGAAGCCAGAAAAGGUUAAAACUACAAUAGUUGCAUUUCCUUCAUCAGCAGAAAUAGUAGCAGAACCAUUAGGGGUUGUGCUAGUUAUCUCUGCCUGGAAUUACCCAAUUCUGUUAUCCCUUGAUCCAGUUGUUGGGGCCAUAGCAGCUGGUAAUGCUGUGAUCUUAAAACCAUCUGAAGUUUCUCCUGCUACAUCUUCAUUGCUGGCAAAAUAUGUGGGGCAAUAUCUGGACAGUUCUGCGAUCAGAGUUGUAGAGGGGGCAGUUUCUGAAACAUCUGCUCUCCUGGAGCAAAAAUGGGAUAAAAUAUUUUAUACAGGCAAUGGAAGAGUCGCACAUAUUGUGAUGACAGCUGCUGCCAAGCACCUUACCCCAGUUGUGUUGGAACUUGGUGGAAAAAGUCCAGUAAUAGUGGAUUCUGAUGUGAAUUUAAAAAUUACUGCCAGAAGAAUUAUUGCAGGAAAAUGGGGGUGCAACAAUGGGCAGGCGUGUAUCUCACCUGAUUAUGUUAUCACGUCAAGAGAUUUUGCUCCUAAAUUGAUAGAUGCUUUGAAACGUGAGUUGGAGAGGUUUUAUAGUUUGGAGCCACUUGAAUCAAAUGAUUUGUCUCGAAUUGUAAAUUCCAACCAUUUUGAUCGUUUGGUAAGACUUCUGGAUGAGGAUAAAGUUGUUGGUAAGAUUGUGCAUGGGGGUCACAGAGAUAAAUCUAAAUUAAAAAUCGCUCCCACAUUACUGCUGGAUGUUCCACAUGACUCUUUAAUCAUGAAUGAGGAAAUAUUUGGUCCAUUGCUUCCUAUUGUCACGGUCGACAAGCUCAAAGAAAGCUAUGAUAUGAUAGCAUCGAGAACAAAACCCCUAGCCGCGUACCUAUUCACCAACAACAAGACCCUGAAGAAUGAAUUUGUGAGGACUGUUUCUGCAGGAGGUUUAGUCAUUAAUGACUCCGCCAUACAUCUUGCAGUUCACACUUUACCAUUUGGUGGAGUGGAAGGGAGUGGAAUGGGUUCAUACCAUGGAAAGUUUUCUUUUGAUGCCUUUAGCCACAAGAAAGGGGUACUUUACCGAAGCUUUCUAGGCGAUGCUCCUGCUCGAUACCCACCUUACACCAAUGGAAAAAUGAAUUUGUUGAAAGCUUUAUUUGGUGGAAGUAUAUUGGGCAUAUUACGAGCUUUGAUCGGAUUGGUUGGUUGUCGUUCUUACCCUAAAAAGAAAUCUGAAUAGUAAACUCCUAUUUAUACGUGCAUCAUUCAUUUGUGUAUUUAAGUUUGGCUAUUUUCGUUUAACAUCAUAAAUAGUAUCGUUUCCGUCAAAAAAUAUUCAGAGACCUAUCUUAUGUAUAUUUGCAUGUGGUGAUCAUUGGUUGUUAUUUAUACAACGGAGCAAAAUCCGACUCCGAAUUACUGUACUGUGAACGCUUUCAAUGUUAUCAAUCAAAUUUUCUUGUUAGCA